Molecule: messenger RNA, 1827 nt
Organism: Candidozyma duobushaemuli
Lineage: Eukaryota; Fungi; Ascomycota; Pichiomycetes; Serinales; Metschnikowiaceae
Gene: OFD1
Product: oxidative DNA demethylase
Exons: 1
Coding region: 1-1827 (608 amino acids)
Biological process (GO): peptidyl-proline hydroxylation; regulation of translational termination
Cellular component (GO): cytoplasm
Molecular function (GO): L-ascorbic acid binding; iron ion binding; peptidyl-proline dioxygenase activity
Source: RefSeq, a predicted model, not a curated record
AUGGUUGUCGAAAAACGUCCAAAUGAAGAAGUGGCCGAAAAGCCUAACAAAAAGCUUAAUACUUCUUACUCUCACGAUGAGAUUGUGAGCUUCUUGAACAAUAAGAUAUUUGAAAAUGACUUUCAGCAGAACUUGAAGCUGGACAUCACCAACUCACAGCCAUACAGAUGGGGCACAGUUACAGAAUUGAUCAACGACGAUUUGUUGCGCUCUGUCAGAAAGGAAAUCUUGGGCGAGAUUGCAUUCACAAAAAAGGAAACGGAUAUCUACAAAGUGUACCAGUCAGGAGACUUGGCGAACUUGUCUGGAUUAAAUUGGGAUGACUUGUCUAGGUUGCCUUCGUUAUACAAGUUGAGGGCGGCAAUCUAUUCAGAAGAAUUCAGAGACUUCAUUUCCAAUGUGACUGGCUGUGGCAAGCUCAGUGGUGUCAAGACAGAUAUGUCCAUCAACACCUACACCAAGGGUUGUCACCUCUUGACACAUGAUGAUGUCAUUGGCUCCAGAAGAGUCAGUUUCAUUUUGUACAUGCCCGACCCCAAGUUUACAUGGAAAGCACAUUACGGUGGUGGAUUACGCCUCUUCCCUGCUGUUGUGCCCAAUGUCCCAGAGACAGAUCAUGAGGUGAAGCUUGUUCCUCAGUUUAAUCAGAUGGCUUUCUUCACUGUUCAACCUGGUUUAUCAUUUCAUGAUGUCGAGGAAGUGCGUGUGGACAAGCAAAGAUUAUCUAUUCAAGGCUGGUUCCAUAUCCCACAACCAGGUGAGGAUGGAUACAUUCCAGGCGAACAGGAAGCCACCGAGGCAAAGAGUACUUUACAGCAGCUUCAAAGCAAGGAGCUUCAGGAGUUUGAUUUCCCAAAGCCUUUUAGGAACGACCUAUAUCCUGAAGAAAUUAAGAAAUACGAGACCUUGGACUUGGACAGUAAGUACUUUGACGACGGUGAGAAAGCAUACCUCUCAAAGUACCUUAACUCUACUUACUUGACCAAGGGUGCUCUUGAUCAGCUCAAUCAGACUUUCGUGGAAGAGUCAGUGGUGGAGAUCAAGGAUGUGUUGAAACCUGAGUAUGCUGACCUUCUCCAGGAGAAGAUGAGAAAGUUCGAAAUCGACAACAAGGUUCCACAAACGUCAAAGGAGAUUCAGUUCCCUUGGAAAUGCGCAGUCCCACCACACAAGCAAAGAUUUAUGUACAUAGACGGGAAGGGCGAGAUUGACCAAACUGAACAGGGCAUCAAGCACAACAAUCACAUCGGUCCUCAAGAGCUCCCCAACUUUGACUUGACUAAGCGCCUCACAUCUAACGGUCCAGACGAGAUGCUUCUUGAAGUAAUGGCAUUUUUGAAAUCGGUUGCAUUUAGAAAAUGGCUUGCCUACGUGACGAGUCUUGCUGUUACCAGCGACCAGAUUCUCGCUAGGAAGUUCAGACCUGGCCAAGAUUUCAUGUUGGCGACUACGACCGAAAAGGAUUUGGCUAGAGAACACAAUGGUGAGCUCAACGUUCUUCUCGAAGCCACUCUUGGACUCACACCAACGGCAACCAACCCAAAGAACUGGGAGUCAGGUGAGUUUGGCGGCUACGAGUUGUGUAUGGCCACAGGAGGAGAUUCAGAUGGAGAGUUUGAAGACGACGAUCCAGCUAUCUACAAGGCCGGUGAUGCCAGCGAUGACAGUGUUUUGUACAGCAGCCAAUGCAAGUGGAACUCGUUGUGUCUCAUGCUUAGAGAUCCAUCGGUGUUGAAGUUUGUGAAGUACGUCAGCAUCAAUGCCAAAGGCUCCCGCUGGGACAUUAGUGCCCAAUGGAAUGUGAAGUCAAUUGGCGAGGAAGAGUAA